GCCGGUCUCCGACUGGCUAGGGGUGGGACGGUGGGCCGGCCGGGGAGGGCUCGGGACCGGCAGUCGGCUGCGCCCCUGCUUCAGGUGUUGCGGCGGUUCCACGUCGCCAGGCGGCCAGCGGCUUCCGUGAUCCCAGGCUGCCCCCAUCGUUUCGAGCGCCGGCUCUUCGGCUCCCGUGCAGCCAUGGCGGGGCCGGGUCCAGGCCCGGGGGAUCCGGACGAGCAGUACGAUUUCCUGUUCAAGCUGGUGUUGGUGGGCGACGCGAGCGUGGGCAAGACGUGCGUGGUGCAGCGCUUCAAGACAGGUUCCUUCUCUGAGCGUCAGGGCAGCACCAUCGGCGUCGAUUUCACCAUGAAGACGCUGGAGAUCCAGGGCAAGCGGGUCAAGCUGCAGAUCUGGGACACAGCCGGCCAGGAGCGAUUCCGCACCAUCACCCAGAGCUACUACCGCAGUGCCAACGGGGCCAUCCUUGCGUAUGACAUCACCAAGCGGAGCUCCUUCCUGUCGGUGCCUCACUGGAUCGAGGACGUGAGGAAGUAUGCGGGAUCCAACAUCGUGCAGCUGCUGAUCGGAAACAAGUCGGACCUCAGUGAGCUCCGGGAGGUGCCCCUGACUGAGGCGCAGAGCCUCGUAGAGCACUACGACAUCCUGUGUGCCAUCGAGACGUCUGCCAAGGACUCGAGCAACGUGGAGGAGGCCUUUGUGAGGGUGGCCACAGAGCUGGUCAUGAGGCACGGGGGUCCCCUGCUCAGUGAGAAAGGCACUGACCACAUCCAGCUGGACAGCAAGGACAUCGGAGAGAGCUGGGGCUGUGGGUGCUGACCGGGGUGCAGAGCAGGCAGGCAGGGGCCUCCCCACCACCUCUCUGUCUCUGGCCUGCCAAGCCCAGCCCUCCAGAGCUGGCCCUCCAGGACACCAGCCAUUCUAGGGCAGCUGGAUAAAAUCCUGGAAUUUUCCAUCCCAUGGCCUGGAUGCUUGAUGGGAAAGCUACUAUCAAGGAAGGCGGAAGCAGGGUACCUCGUGCAGGAGGCCUGUUGGUGCAGGGCAGGGUGUGGGGCCCCUCCUGCCAGCCAGCGGCUGUCCCCUCCACGUCCUUACAUUCCAGGACUGGCCUGAGCCCGCUGGUAUGGACCGCAGCGGGAGAGGGGCCCGGAGUGUGUCUGCCCUGCUCCAACCGUCCUGGUUUUGACUAUUUCACCCCCGGAGUCUGCUGCAGCUGUGGCAGCAGGUUGCUGCUUUCCAGGGGUGUGGCUGGUGCCCGGGGCUCUUCUGGGUCAUUCCAGGCCUUUGUAACUGUAGAGAGCAAGAGCAACCAGCCCAUGAGACUCGGUUCCUAAGCACGGCUCCAGGGAGGCCCUGACGCCUUCCAGGCGGGGAGCCUGCCUGCCUUCACUGCCAGCUCUGAGCUCACAGAUACCUUGGGGCCCAGCUAGCUGCCUUAGCAAGACCUCUCAAGUUUUCUGGUUUUCAUGUAGUUUCUUGUUUUCACCAGCACAAGUGUGGGGUCAUGGCUCAUGACCAAGUGCGGACCGUCUGCUGGCUUGAGGCCCAAAGUUUUGCCACUCAGGUUGCAAAACUAGCUAAUUCUUCAGCACUGGCUCUAAGAAGUUUGGGGGAGGGGAAUGAGAUGGCAACGGGACCAUUUCAGGGGGGACGUAAAAGCUUGUGCCCCUGCGGUGCAGGGCCAAGAGGCUCCGUCAGGGCACCCGCUCUCAUACCCCAUCCAGAAACCCUUCCUGCUGUGUUCAGAGUAUCAACUCCCCCCUUUCAGGGCUUAGAGAGCUUCCCAAGCAAAAACGGUGAAGCCUGGCAGUCCUGGUCUGGCCAUUUCAUCGCCCUGUGCCCACCAGCCCAAACAGCCUCAAUGUGCUGGGUGCUGAGGUCAGAAGGCAGGCAGGGGCCUGGGUUUCUGGGGCUCUUGGAAGCAGCCCUGUCCUCUGGAGUACAGCUCAGAGGGCCACAGGGUCGAUCUUCCCAAGCCAACGCCAUCCUCCAUGUCAGCCCACUCCAGCCCCUUGGGGGGGCCACAAGAUAUAAACUGCUCUCGGGCUGUGGGCAAGGUCUCAUUUUGGGGAGGCAGCCCAGAGCCCAGGCUGCACUCUGGGCCGGCCAAGCAACAGCCCCAGCUGACUUCCCUUGCUUCAACCCCACACACGAUGGUCUGUGUUGCCCCCUCCCAGGCAGGCCUGGCUGCAGAGCAAGAAGCCAGAGCUUUGCAGCCCUGUAUAGAGGUGAUGCGGGGCUGGGCAGGACAGGAUUCCCUGGCGGAGGUGAGAGAGCAGGGUGGCAGCCAUGGGACUGACAAGCCUGGUCCGCAGGGGAAGGAUGGUGGCCUGGCGGGGCCAGGAGCUGCUGAGCAGGGGUCCACACUCCUGGGAAUCAGCCCACUGUUGGCUGGGGCGGGACGGGAGCUGGGAGCAUGAGGGCUGCUUGGCGUCCUUCCUCAGCAGCCUCGCUAAUAGGAUGGCGCUGAGAGGGACCUGGGGCUCUCCCUGUCUUGUCCCUCCACUGCAGUGCCUGGCUUCCUCCUGCCAAGUAGCAAGUGCCCAUCACUGAGAGGUUCCCUAAAGGGGUGCCUUGUUCAGGCCCAGGUCAAGUCUUCCAGCCCCAUGCCCUCUCUGCCAAGGGGCUGAUAAUUUGAGCAGAUCUGGGCAGUUAAGCAAGGCCCAGGUGGGAAGAGAAGGCUCAUGAAGCCUGGCCUUGCAGAGACCUGCUGCUUUGGAGAAGGGGAGACGUGAGGGGUCUCAGAGCGGAGGCUGGGGCCUGUACCCUAUGACUGGCCCCAGUCCCCACUGAGCACAGGUGCAAGCCUCCUUUGCCCCUUGCUGGCCUGCCCUGCCUCAGGGCUGGGGAAGGCCCUGGGCUGCUGGGAGGAUCUGGGGUGGGCACAGGAACGGGGAGGUGGGGUGGGGGGGUAGGAUGGUGAUGGGCUCGGAGGUCACCUUGGACUGAGCCCUGUACCUCCUGACCCCGGGGCCGGAGGCAGCACAGGCUUGGCUCGGAAGGGGGAAGAGAGUAGCCGGCCUACCUCAGAUGGGGGUGGGGGAGGUUUCCUCUCCCCAGGGCCUCGUUCUCUGCACCUCUUGCUACCCCCUCCAGGCAGCUCACUCCAGGAGUUUGGCCUAGAUGUCGGGGGGCCACCUUGGGCACCUUGCCUUCUCUCCCCAUCCCACCACAGAGCCCUCUGCGCCUCUGGUUCAGACAGGCCUCAUCCUCCCACCUGGACACCUCACCGCCCUCCUCGGACCUUGGACUCCCAGCUGCCAUCACUCCAAGCCACCCUCCUGGGGCUGUCAGCCUGGCAGAUGUGAAAGGUCACUCCUGGUCCCCUCCCCUGCAAGCUGUCUGGGGUGCCCUGGGACCCUCUGUAUGUGGUCCAUACUCCAGCAAUGUCCAGAGCCCCCACAGCUGUGCCCCAGCUUCUCUCCAGCACCUUCUUGUCUCCCAGGAGCACCCUCUGUCCAGGCUGGCCUCUUGCCCUUCUGGACUCACCACUCUGCCCUCUUAUUCAUGACUUUUAGAAUCCCACGUGUGGCCCAGCUGGACACCUCUGAGAACGGGCACCACCCUGAGCCAGGCUCUUGCUCAUAGUACCCUCUGGCAGGAAUGGCUCCCCCACCGUCCAGGCCCGGCUUGGCCUGCGAGGUCCACCCUUCCCUCCCCCCACCAACCUUCCCGGGCUGAAGCCACUACAGGUUCCAUCAGAGAUGCUUCCUGGGCCCUCCAUCUCAGACACACAUGCUGAUGCUCAGGCCUGGCCCUGGAUAUAAUGAUAGCCGCAUGCUGCAUGGGGGCCUCACUACCUCUCUGGGCCUUAGUGAGGCUCUGACAUGGGUCUGAGAAAAUGGGGAAGUAGGUGAGACAAAACAAGACCCACCCCUGUUUCCUCUUCAGCAGCCCAGGGCCUCUGGGGUAAAAGAACAGUUUAAUCUCUUCCUUUGUUUAUAAAUUACCCAAGAACAGAGCAGGUGAGGCAGUGGCUAGAGUACAGAAGAGGGGGCAGGGGACUGGGGCCAGAUGGAGGGCCAGGAAGUGUCCUGGCAGCCACCAAGCUGGAGGAGGGCCAUCUGUGACCUGGGUGGGGCUGGUGGGGCCUGGUCUAGAGGGAGAACAAGAGGCUGGUGUUUAAUACAAGCGCAGUGGGUCAGGCAAGGGACAUUGAUCUGGACUCCUAAGCCAGACAGAUGGAUCCCCUGUCCUCCCAGCGGAGGGUUUAGGCCCCAAGGACACAGAUCCCAGCAGGCAUGGUGCUGGAGGAAGCUCCUAAUUCAUAUUGAAUUCAGUUACUCUUUCCCAGGAGGCCGUGCCCUCGGACCAUCUGAGCCCUGCCAGCCUGGGCAACUGGGAGGUGGGGAAGAACUCAGUCAGCCCAAGGAUGCCAUUUGCAUUUGGGAAUUUUUCACGAUACCUAUUUAUGAUAUAUGAAUCUUUAUAGCAAAUCUAUUUUUUAAAACAUGGAAAAGUUGCCUUUAUGGAAACUCAGCAGAGCCAGAGUAUACACAUUCCGAAACCAUUAAACAGAUUUUUGUGACAAGCCAA
Messenger RNA from Manis pentadactyla (Chinese pangolin), 4539 nucleotides. RefSeq names its product RAB43, member RAS oncogene family (gene RAB43). NCBI's taxonomy places the organism in Eukaryota, Metazoa, Chordata, Mammalia, Pholidota, Manidae. Gene Ontology annotation, biological process: protein secretion; regulation of exocytosis. The transcript has 3 exons. Bases 184 to 822 code for a protein of 212 amino acids. The record is from RefSeq and is a predicted model, not a curated record. Gene Ontology annotation, molecular function: GTPase activity; GTP binding.